Molecule: messenger RNA, 1704 nt
Organism: Diabrotica virgifera virgifera (western corn rootworm)
Lineage: Eukaryota; Metazoa; Arthropoda; Insecta; Coleoptera; Chrysomelidae
Product: beta-alanine transporter
Exons: 9
Coding region: 107-1693 (528 amino acids)
Biological process (GO): transmembrane transport
Cellular component (GO): membrane
Molecular function (GO): transmembrane transporter activity
Source: RefSeq, a predicted model, not a curated record
AAAUUAUCGAGAUUCUUGCUCUAGUUUUGAUGUGUCCCAAGUUGCCUACUGACAUAGUAAUUGACGUGUUGCAAAAAACGUGACUGUUGUUUGUAGAUAGAGCGGGAUGGACCUGGACGAUAUUUUACCGAGUGUGGGGGAGUUCGGAAAAUACCAAAAGCUGGUUAUAUGGUUUAUUUUAUUACCAGCUGUUUUUCCUUGCGGUUUUCACGCUUAUAAUCAACUGUUUAUGGCAACUGUACCCAGGCACUGGUGUAAUAUUUCAUAUUUAUUAAACAACACAAAAAGCUUAGGCUUAGGAAAUAUAAGCCAAUACUCAGAUAAUUUGGAAAAUUGUUAUAUAAAGAACCACACUCAAAGUAUACCGUGUGAAGAUGGUUGGAAAUACAAAGACGAAAUUAAAAACUCUGUUGUAUCUGAGUGGAAUCUUAUAUGCGAGAAAGACUUUCUAGUUACAUUAGCUCUUGUUUUAUUCGGUACCAGUGGCUUAAUUGGAAACUAUAUUUUUGGAUAUGUCCAAGAUGGUUUUGGAAGGAAACCGGCAUACUAUAUAUACUUAUUAAUAGGAUGCAUUUUUGGGGUAGCCACUGCUUUUGCUCAUAAUUACGUCAUGUGGGUAAUCUUUAGGAUUGGAGUCGGAUUUACUGUUCCGGCCAUUUUAGGUACGCCUUAUGUUUUAGCUAUAGAAUUGGUCGGGCCCAGUGAUAGAACAUUGGUAACUAUCCUUAUUAAUAUUGCUUAUUCUGUAUCGUUAAUAUCGUUAGCAAUAAUCGUAUGGGCCGUCAGACAAUGGAGAGUAAUGGCUCUUGCUACGACACUGCCAUUUUUAGCGUUAUUUUUUUCCUGGCCACUUUUACCAGAAAGUCCAAGAUGGCUACUUGCACAAGGCAAUUAUGAAAAGGCAGAAACUAUUUUACAAAAUAUGGCAAGAGUCAAUAAAAAGCAAGUACCCAAGGAUCUCAUAGCCAAUUUCAGGACACAAAGGACUCAUCAAAAGAUAAAUUUUAAAUCAAAAAUUAGAUAUGGAAUUAAAGAUUUGUUCAGGUCAAAAAAUUUAAGAUGGAAAACAAUUAUUAUAACAUUCUUAUGGUUUACCAACACUAGUGUAUAUGUGGGACUAUCUUACUAUGCUCCUACUUUGGGUGGGGAUGAAUAUUUAAACUUUUUUCUUGCUGGUGCCGUUGAACUUCCAACUUAUUUAUUCUUAUGGCCUGCAAUGGAAAGGCUCGGCCGAAGAUGGACACUUUGUAUUAGUAUGAUUAUUGGAGGAACGUCCUGCUUAGCAACCUUUCUGGUACAAAAUGAUUACGUUACUACACUGGCCCUAUAUUGUGUAGGUAAAAUGGGUAUAUCUUCUUCGUUUGUUGUGUUACCUUUGAUGGCGUCAGAACUUUAUCCCACUGUAGUAAGGGGAUUAGGAAUGAGCCUUAGUUCGGUCAUAGGGAUGCUAGGACCUAUAUUUAUUCCUUUAGUUAACUACUUGGGUUCCGAUAUCCUUAUAUUGCCUUUAAUAAUAAUGGGGACCAUGUUAAUAAUGGGAGGAACUUCUUCGUUACUCUUACCGGAAACUCUUAAUCAGCAUCUUCCCCAAACGCUUCAAGAUGCAGAAAUUACUCCAUUGGAUUGUUUUGCUUUUUGUAACGUACCACAGAAAUCUGAAAAACAUGUAUCUGUAUUUGAAAGUAAAAUGUAAUGUUACUACUU